GUUUUGUACAAACAUUUUAUAUCCGGUACAUGCGCACAAGGUGGAAUUUUGUGCUUCGGUAAAUAGUGCUCAAGUGUAUACGGAGGCCUCACCAUGAGUAGUUCCGAGGAAGUUUCAUGGAUAUCAUGGUUCUGUGGCUUGAGAGGAAAUGAAUUUUUCUGCGAGGUGGACGAGGAUUACAUUCAAGACAAGUUCAACCUGACAGGGCUGAAUGAGCAGGUACCACACUACAGACAAGCUCUAGAUAUGAUUCUAGACCUUGAGCCAGAUGAUGAGCUGGAGGACAACCCCAAUCAGAGUGAUCUGAUAGAGCAGGCGGCCGAGAUGCUCUACGGCCUCAUUCACGCACGAUACAUUAUGACUAACCGGGGCAUAGCUCAAAUGAUUGAGAAAUGGCAGCAGGGUGACUUUGGCUACUGUCCUCUGUACUGUGAAAAUCAACCUAUGCUUCCCAUUGGUUUGUCAGAUGUACCAGGUGAGGCAAUGGUGAAGUUGUACUGCCCAAAAUGUCAGGAUGCAUACACACCUAAAUCAUCUCGACACCACCACACUGAUGGGGCAUACUUUGGCACUGGCUUCCCACACAUGCUGUUUAUGGUGCAUCCAGAGUAUCGACCUAAGCGACCUGCUAACCAGUUCGUUCCCAGACUUUAUGGCUUCAAGAUUCAUCCUUUGGCCUACCAGCUGCAGUACCAGGCGGCUGCUAACUUCAAGAUGCCCAUGAGGGGGACAAGUCAUCCAAACAGCAAACGAUAAGAUGUUCCCCCCCCAAGUUCCCGAAAACAGCGUGGAAUUAAAGACUACAACUUCUGCCAGCGGCUCAAUCCAAAUUUCUAUUCUUGUGCUUUUUUUUUUUUUCCUGCCCACACCCAUCCACCCCUUUGGUCCCCUUUUUGUUCUUGUGCAAAACUUUAUAGGACAGAGUUUUGAAAGGAAUACAUUCAUUUGUCAGUUGUGUGGUUGUUUGGGACUGGGAAGUAUAGAAAAACCAUGGAUUAUUAGAAAAGCAAGUGCUGAACAAUGUUGGGAACUCCCACUGUACAUAUUCCUCUAUGCUAGUAAUUUUGACUCAGUUUUAAAAGCAGAGGUAGAAAGCUCAAGUAAAACAAAGAAAAGAAAAACACGGGGGAAAAAGUAAUUUGUAGAUAAGGUGAUUGUGGGGAGGGAGUGGGGAAGGACAGCAGCAAACCUUUGAUAUGUGGUUGUUUCUGAAGGGCCAUCAGUGUGUACUGACAAUAAAAGUAUAUGCAUUGUG
Messenger RNA from Pomacea canaliculata, 1255 nucleotides. Its product is annotated as casein kinase II subunit beta-like. Gene Ontology annotation, molecular function: protein kinase regulator activity. Gene Ontology annotation, cellular component: protein kinase CK2 complex; cytoplasm. The record is from RefSeq and is a predicted model, not a curated record. NCBI's taxonomy places the organism in Eukaryota, Metazoa, Mollusca, Gastropoda, Architaenioglossa, Ampullariidae.